Pochonia chlamydosporia 170 is the source of this 1260-nucleotide messenger RNA. RefSeq names its product protein kinase-like domain. The transcript has 2 exons. Gene Ontology annotation, molecular function: ATP binding; protein kinase activity. Lineage: Eukaryota; Fungi; Ascomycota; Sordariomycetes; Hypocreales; Clavicipitaceae. Gene Ontology annotation, biological process: protein phosphorylation. The coding region runs from base 1 to 1260 and encodes 419 amino acids. The record is from RefSeq and is a predicted model, not a curated record.
AUGAUCGACGCUGAAGAGCGGCUCUGGGCAGGCUCGGGCAACUUGAUCACUGGCGGCCCAUACACUUGGCACAUCACCGAUCUAGACCAGCGGAGGCAUUUCUCAGUCACAUAUACUCCGCCAGCUCCAGUUGAAGAUGUUGAGGCCACAGAAGAUAUCUGUAUGGCACAGCUCCAAAAAAAAAAUGUCGACCAACUUGGCGAUGGAGUCUACGGAAUUCGCUUCUCAGAACCGGAUGGACCCAUUACCAUGUCUACAAACCAAGAGGAAGACGACGUGACCUGGUAUGUCAACAGCCAUCCAUUGGCUGCCUUGGAGCUUCCAUUUCCUGUCAAGACGGUCUACUUAGAAAGCCUGACCGAGGCUGUGUUCAAGUACUGGUUCAUGGAGAACGGAAUGUUCCGAACUUGGUAUGAACUCAACAGUUGGAGCCGCUUGCCUCGCGAUCAUCCGCAUAUUGUUCCGUUCGACUCCGUCGUCCUCAAUAAUGUAACUGGCGGGAUUGUCGGGUUCACCACUCUUUUUAUUCCUGGCGGCACACUAAAAGACAAUAACGCUACAACUAGGCCCUUCCGUCUUCGGUGGUUCGAACAGCUCCUAUCUGUGGUAGAUGACCUGAACUACCAGUACGGCAUGAUGCAUCAAGACAUAGCCGCGCGGAACAUCGUCAUUGAUGAAGAAGACAACCUUCGAAUCUUCGACUUCAACUACUCAAUCAUGAUUGACAAGCACUAUACGCCUCAUAGGGAUGAUAUCAAGGGGGUGAUCUUUACUUUGUACGAGAUUAUCACUCUAGACGAGCAUUUCCGUGAGCUUCCUCACGAGGAACAAGACGCUGAGGCACUACUACAGAUGGAGUGGCAAAAGCACCCCGAGGUGAUGCUAGACAGCGAUGUUACAGAAUUUCGGAGCGUAUUAGAUGCAUGGGUUACGAACAGAAAGGAGAAGGAGUUUAAACCCAUGGAUUCGUGGGUGCAGUGGCCAUGGAUGCCCAAGCCGCCACUGGGACCGGUGCUAAAGUAUGGUCCAAAUGGGGAAGUUACUGGAAAGGAGAUGAAGCCUGUUCAAGUUGUGAUCCGGAAACACCUGGUCCAAAUGGGCGAGCCGUAUUGGGAGUGGGAAAGGCCAGCGAGCUACCUCCUGGGAGAUGCUCUUCAAAAAGGGGAUGCGGGCAAAGAAGCCAACAUGCUCCCAGUGGGCGAAAGACUCAACGGGGUUCAAACAGACUGUGACUCCACGGACAUUUGCGCCGUUCCGUGA